Aspergillus heteromorphus CBS 117.55 is the source of this 201-nucleotide messenger RNA. RefSeq lists its product as uncharacterized. NCBI's taxonomy places the organism in Eukaryota, Fungi, Ascomycota, Eurotiomycetes, Eurotiales, Aspergillaceae. The transcript is spliced from 2 exons. The record is from RefSeq and is a predicted model, not a curated record. Bases 1 to 201 code for a protein of 66 amino acids.
AUGACGGAUGGGCGUCAACUGGUGGCCAAGGUUCCAAAUCCGAACGCCGGCUUUCCUUUCUACAAGACUGCCAGUGAAGUUGCCACAAUGGAAUUUGCAAGGGCCAUCGCGGGAAUCCCGAUGUCCCAGGUUCAUCAUGCCUGGAGCAAUCGAGCAGAUGCAGAUGCAGAUGACAAUGCUGUCGGUGCUGAAUACUACUGA